Vitrella brassicaformis is the source of this 4241-nucleotide messenger RNA. The record is from the annotation of a GenBank genome assembly. Lineage: Eukaryota; Vitrellaceae.
UCAUCGUAUGUUCCUCUUUAUCUGUGUCUCCAUCUCCCCCAGCCGCCUGUCCACCUGUGUCAGCCGCUCGUCCAUCUGCAUCUGUCGCUCGUCCAUCUGCCUCAGUCGUUUGUCCAUUCCCUGUAAGACUGAGUGGAUAAGAGAGCAACAAGCACGUGGCAUGCAAGAUUCCAAGGCUGGUCUUCUCCAUCUGUUGCAUGUAUCCGCCUUGUCUCACCUGUCAUGAUGUCAGGAGAAGUCGCGUUGUGGGAAUCUGCCGCCGCUAUCCACGCGUCGAUGCUGUCCUUCGAAAACGUCUUCGAAACUCGUGCGACUGUGGCUGUGGCAACUCCUGGAUGCUGAGAGACUCCGAAUGCCUUCUCCACGGCAAUACAACAGAAUGUGGACAGUGCUUUCUUUGUUUCUGUUCUUACUUGGAGUACAAAGCCCAGGAAGAAGAAUAGUAUGGUGAAUGGGGUCACAAUGGUGAGAACAAUGGCGUUCCACAGACUUUGGAAGAAGUCUCCCGUUCGAGUGUAGCGGUGCAGACUUCUGCUAAAGAAACAGGGACAGUCCUUGUUCUGGAGAUAGUCUCUCUUCUGAAGCGAGAGUAAAACGCGUUCCACAGCGCAAUAAAGGAAAGCCGGUGUGAAGGCGACGGUAAAGAGGAACGCGUCGAUGAGGGAAUACAGAGCCACCAUGGACCAAAAGGUGACGCGGCAGAGCCUUGACUGACAUCCCCUGAUGAAAGACGCGAAAUGGCGCAAGGGGGCUGACCCACAGAAAGCUGCAACAUACAAUGUAAAGCCACGUGUACAGCUCUGCGGUUCAACGAGCGCAUGGCGAUUCUCGUAGCCGUGUCGCACUGACCGAUGAGGUUGAAUGGCGGCGGCAGGCGCUCGUGCUUUGGCAUAUUCAGGUACUCAUUCAACACGCGAACCCGCAGCAGCCUGCGCUCAUUGACAAAGGGAGAGAGAGACACGUCGCUCUGCCUCUGACGCCUCUUUGUCAUCCAUCUGUCUGUCCCUCUUUGUUUGUACUGGUAUUGAGAGGUUUGUUUCUCCUCGAUGGCCGCAUACGUCGACGCCUGACGCAGACAGAAGGGACAUGAAUUGAGCGCCUGCAUGAUACCCUCGUGUCUCUCUCACCAUAAUCGCGAUAAGGAGGUUGAGCUAUUGAAGCCGGCAGACAGAGAGACAGACAAAGGGAGUCCUUGAAUGUUGCUGAGUGCCUGAGUGGUUUUGACGUACGAGAAUGAUGGAGGAGAGGAUGACGUAUGUGAACAGCAGGACGGCCCCCAGCGUGUCGUGGCUCUCUAUGGCGUUGGUCAGCGCCUCACUGAACUCACCAAGACCCGCGUAAAAACUGCACAACACCACAAGACGGAGAGAGGCAGGUGUCCCGUUCCUCUGUGUCUUCUCAUGAGCUCCCAUGCGCACAGAGUGAGUGUGGCUUUGGGGAAGGAGCCGAAGUACUGGUGGUCUUCGUCGGACGAGAGGACGGUGAAGACGCCCGCGAAGACCAGCAGGAUGUAGAUGUACAGCAGUAGAAAAUUCCGGAUGUCCGACAGCAUCUUCACCACCGCACUGACCCACGGACAAGCACAUGACACACAGAUGGAAGCAGGAGGGUAUCAGGACAGGAGCGUCCGCUUACAGAAUGAGUGGUCCGGCGACGGAAAAAGUAAUGCUGACGACUUGCAGGAGACGGAGCGCAAAGAGCAGCGCUAUAACGAUCCCUGAGCUCACUUCCGCCUCGGCAGAGUAGCCCAGGAAGUGGACGGCAAUGAAGGCAGCGAUUGACACCGCCGCAGCACAGUCGAGGUUGUUCCUGCAGCCAUGUAUGCACGCCCCCACACGCCGACAGCACACAUAAAGCCGCCAGCACGGCUGGCUCUUCACCCACCAUGAGUCGGCCCAGUACGCUGCCUUCAGGCGGAUGCCCUGCACACACACAGACGAUAACAUAUGUCAUAGUUUUCAGUCAGGCGUGUCUCCUCUCGUCUGUCUCACUUGGAAGGCCUCCUGUAAAAUGAAGCCGAUGCCGGUCAGCACUGCACCCCACAGCCACACCCCCGCCAUCAUCAUGCCGCUGUCUCCCUUGAUCGACUCGAUGUGCAGCAGCACAAAGGCCACCCUGAGAACACGCACAGAAGAGGUGCCAUGCGCUCUCUCUGCCUUCAUCGUUGUGCCUGGCUGCAGCCUUACAUCAGCAGCAUUGACAGCACGCGGCUGAAGAAUGCACUCCGAGGUGAAAACUCUACCGCGCAAAACUUCGCCGCGUUGGGUAGACAUCUGGCGGUAAUGUCGUUGAAGUAAUAGGACUGCUGCCAGCGAUGUGUUAUGAGAGAGACGCAGUUGGCUACCGCAAUCAGCACAAAGGAGUGAGUCGAAUGACAGAGAGAGGACUUAAUUGUGCGGCUUACCUUGGGUGACGACUUCUAGUGGCUCAGCGGCUUCAAGCAGCUCAAGGAACUUCUCCUCACCGCCUUUGAGUGACUCUUUGAACUCUUUUUCUCGCGUAUCGGUGCAGAAGCGCGCUGUAAUAGCCUGAAAGGACGCGAAUAUACACAGCGAAUAAAUGGAAUCUUCUCCAUUACCUCGAGCCACCCGGCUACCUCUGCAAGGUCACUGCACAAUCCGACAGACGGAUCCAUGCUGGUCGCUUUCUCUCUUCAAUCCUACUCUGUGAGCGAGUCCUGUGGUCGUGAAGCCAUCAAUUUGCGGAAGAUAGUGCACCAGCGAAGAGUGUCGAGGCCGGGCGACUGGGAUCGCCUCAGGCACUCUACGAAGCCGUGUUUCGCGCAAGCAACAGCGUCGGGAAGGAGCUCUGGCUGCCGCAACACGCUCUCGAGCUUCUGGUCAUUUGUCCCCAGGAGCUCCAUAGCGACCGCCCCAGCCACGGCAAACAUCGCACCAACGAAUUUUGGGUCGUUUGCCCUCACAUAGCUUUCCUCGAGGGCAAAAUCGAGAGGCGUCCUUCCGUACUGUCAGAGUCACAUAACCAGGGACAAUACCGAGAAAUGCCUCGGCGCAGUGCAGCCUACCUUGUUUUUGAUCCUCAAGAGCUGUGGGUUCACCCUUAGCAUCCACUCCACCACAUCGACAUGGCGAUUCCCUGCAGGAGAACACAAAGAGACACGUUGAAGACUCAUGCCCUUGUGGUUGUCAUUUGCAGAAGUGAAUGACCUGCUGCCCGAUGAAGAGGCGUCCAGCCAUCCUACAGACACAAAAUGGAGAAGACAUCUGUCAGCUGUUCAAUGCACCAGUCGACAUUCCUUUAUCCUUACGUUGUCCCGAGCUUCCAGCAGUUCCUUUCCGCCCCACUCGACAAACUUCUCCACAACACCAACUGACCCUUUUCGUGCUGCCCAAUGAAGAGGCGUGUCGCCAUCCUACAGUCACAGCAUGAAGACAGCAGUGAAGACAUCGGUCGGCCAAUGGGCAGAAUGAGUGUAAUUGUCGAGCACGAUACCCCAUCUUUCAGGUUGAGCAGGUGGCGUCGGUUGUCCAGCAGCACCUCAAACACCGCCACAGACGAACUUCGCCCUGAGGAGCACACACAGGGGCCACUCAGCUGCAUCAUCAUGUUUGUGUCGUGAUGUAAAGAGGCGUACAUGCGGCAUAGUGGAUGGCAGAGUCAUGAUGGUAGCCGUAUCCAGUCGUCAGCACUUUCUCGGUUUGCUCAGGCGACAGACCGUCGAGGGCCUUCCGCAGGCCCUCCACAUCUGACGCAUCGAUGGCUUUCUUGAUGCUGUCUUUCAGUGCAUCUGUCGCUUCCCACUCGUCGGCGGCCGGAGCGCCCACCAGGGGGACCUGCAGACGACACACAGACGUCCGAGAGGCCUGAGAGUCGACUGACACCAACACACCUGCUCGAAGCGUCUCGGUGCCUUGGUGAUGUCAUCGGUGACGUCAGGCAGCUGGGGCUCCAUCAUCCCUUGGCCAUCGUCCAGCAGCAGAGGAAUGUGCUCACUCGAGGCCGACGCCAUCUGCAGUGGACAGACAGACGCACACAGACACCACUCGUCGGAGGCAGCCGCUGGUCACUGUGCCACAAGGGCAUUGCAGGGUGACCUUGGGAUGGUCUGUCUGUGUGUGGUGGAUGGCCUGCUGUGCGGCAGCGUCGCCCUCGUCGACUCGCGGCAGCUGGAUGUAGCACGCCUCAUCAACACCGCUGGGGCGUCUGUGGCCGUCUCUCACACUGUCGCCCUCUUGGCCCUGCACACGGGGGCUGCGCUGCGUGUGCAGCAAACCCCACAU